UUGGUUCCAAUAAGUACUAGCUAGUGUCAUGCUGCCCAUUGUACAUCCAUUAACAUUCUCCAUCUAAAUUUGUCCAAUAUUCCGAUACACACAACCAACCGACUGUAGAUAAGAUCUUAUCAACUAUUGUGAUGGAUACACCUUUGGAAGAUCUUGUCAAGGAAUGGCUUCGCCUUGAUCCUAAUGAAUCCACAAGAAAGGAUGUGGAACAGCUGUGGCAUAAUAAUGCCAUCGACGAGUUGGAGAGACGUAUGAGGACACGCAUAGAAUUCGGUACUGCAGGUCUGAGGGGAAAGAUGGAGGCCGGAUGGUCUCGCAUGAAUGACCUGAUUGUGAUCCAGGCAUCCCAGGGCUUGUGCGCGUACGUCCUCGAGCACGUCAAGAAUGCUGCUACCCGUGGAGUAGUCGUAGGACACGAUCACCGGCAUAACUCGGAGAAAUGGGCCCAGCUUACUGCGGCUGCUUUCAUAGCCAACGAUGUCAAGGUUUAUCUGCACAAAGGGCUUGUACACACUCCUUUGGUUCCAUUUUCCGUAAAAGCGCUCAACGCGGCCUGUGGAGUCAUGAUCACAGCAAGCCACAACCCCAAGCAAGAUAAUGGCUACAAGGUUUAUUGGGAAAAUGCCGUUCAAAUCAUAGGGCCGCAUGACGUCGGAAUCGCACAGUCCAUUCUGCAAAAUCUGGAGCCCAGAGUGCAUGAUGCUUCACAAAUAGUUGAAUCCGGCAUGUGCAUCGAUUGUACGGAGGAGAUGAAAAGAGGGUACUUCGUUUCUCUCAGUCAUCUGCGCACAGCGGCGUUAUCAUUCAGCGGAGGUUCAGUGGCUUUUGUCAACACAUCCAUGCAUGGCGUUGGGGGUCCAUUUGCAUCUAAAGCCUUCGAGAUUGCCGGAUUUCCGCCUUUUACGCCUGUGAAAGAACAGCAGCAUCCAGACCCAGAAUUUCCAACGGUGAAGUUCCCAAACCCUGAAGAAAAGGGCGCACUCGAUCUAGCAAUAACUACGGCGAACGCCAAAGGAGCAUCGUACGUCCUUGCACAGGAUCCGGACGCUGAUCGCUUCUCUGCGGCUGAAAACUGUGAUGGAAAGUGGGUAACAUUCACUGGCGAUCAACUUGGCACGUUAUUUGCCUAUCAUGUGUUUGAGACCUACAAGACUUCCGGAAAGCCCAUAGGUAAGCACGGGGACAUUCCCUUGCGUGCCUGCCUGAAAUUACCUUUAGGCAAGUUGGCCAUGGUCGCUUCGACAGUCAGCUCCAAGAUGAUUGAAGCCAUAGCGCAAACCGAAGGGUUUCGCUUUGUCGAUUGUCUCACAGGCUUCAAGUUCAUUGGCAACACUGCUUUAGAUCUCGUCAAGGCGGGGUACGAAGUACCGUUCGGAUAUGAAGAAGCCAUAGGGUACAUGUUUGGUUCUGACAUCAGAGAUAAAGAUGGGGUGGCCGCAACUAUGGUAUUCGCACAACUUGCUGCAAGCUUGCGCGCGCGAGGCACAACAGUAACCGUACAUUUACAAGAACUCUAUCGAAGAUAUGGAUAUUUCGAGACGAGCAACAGCUAUUUCAUCUGCACUGACCCUCUUGUCACCGAGACAAUUUUUAGGAAGAUUCGCUCUUCGGAUGUUAUGGGCUCAUCUCAAGGACGAUCUUAUCCAUCCUCGAUUGGGGGGUUGCGGAUCCAGAGCGUAGUCGAUCUAACGGAAGGGCAUGGCUACGAUAGCACGAACGCGCCUACUUAUCAACCCAAACUACCGCUGUCCUUAGGGCACAUGAUCCAGUUCAGAGCAUUCUCCGAUUCAGCGGGCACAGACGACUCUCGAAUCGUUUUGACAAUUAGGACAAGUGGGACAGAGCCAAAGAUCAAAUACUACCUCGAGGGCAGUGGCAGCAACCGCCAAGCUGUGCACAGUUUACUUGGUCGUGUAGUGGACGACCUAGCAGAAGAUUGGAUGAAUGCAGCCGAGAAUGGAUUAGGUCGUCCAUGAUUAUAUUGCGAACCUUCGCAUGAUUCUGUAUUGUAGCCACAAAGCUCACCGCGUAGACAAGUUGUAAUAUGACUGGCACAAAUCCGCCCGAUUGAUUGGCAAGUCGA
Messenger RNA from Suillus paluster, 2083 nucleotides. RefSeq lists its product as uncharacterized. The transcript is spliced from 21 exons. Lineage: Eukaryota; Fungi; Basidiomycota; Agaricomycetes; Boletales; Suillaceae. Gene Ontology annotation, molecular function: phosphopentomutase activity; magnesium ion binding. The record is from RefSeq and is a predicted model, not a curated record. Gene Ontology annotation, biological process: purine ribonucleoside salvage; carbohydrate metabolic process. Bases 132 to 1976 code for a protein of 614 amino acids.